Messenger RNA from Vicugna pacos (alpaca), 365 nucleotides. The record is from RefSeq and is a predicted model, not a curated record. NCBI's taxonomy places the organism in Eukaryota, Metazoa, Chordata, Mammalia, Artiodactyla, Camelidae.
AACCGGGGCGAGAAGGCGGAGGAGGCGCCGCAGCAGGCCGCGGAGGCGAUUCCCGAUGGCCCCGGAAUAACGGACGCCUCAGGAAAGCUUUCCCGAUACAAACACCCCGUCAGACUGUUUUGGCCAAAAUCAAAGUGUUAUGAUUACUUAUAUCAAGAAGCAGAAGCUCUUCUGAAAAAUUUUCCAAUUCAAGCCACAAUUUCAAUUUAUGAAGAUUCUGAUAGUGAAGAAGAAAUUGAGGAGCUGAUCUGUGAAAAUUAGUCUAAUUAUUUUGAUGACAUUCAAAGCUUGUAGGUACAAAUUAGAUUAGUGUACAAAUGUAUCAUAAUUCAUAUAAACUAAUUUAUUUGUAUAUAAAUUAUUAA